AUGUCUGUCGAGACCGAACGCGCCGCAUCUCUCGUGGAUGCUCAGAAAAAGGCCAUUGAGCUCUUCAACGAGAUUGAACGAGACCUCAUCCGUCCUGGAAUUAGUGAGAAGGAACUCAACGACAAGAUUCACGCUUUGGGAGCUGAGCGCCAUGGAGUGAGGACACACUGGCACAAGCGAGUCAUUCGAAGCGGACCCAACACAUUGAAGCCAUUCGAGGAGAAUCCCCCAGACCGAAUCAUCGAGGAGGAUGACAUCCUCAUUGUCGACCUUGGACCUGUGUUUGAGGCGUGGGAAGCAGACUUUGGACGCACAUAUGUCCUCGGCGAUGACCCCCAUAAGAUCAGACUUCGCGAUGCCCUCCAGCCCAUCUGGGUAGACGUCAAGGCGAAAUAUGACAAGAACCCAGACAUGACUGGAGAGGAGCUCUACAAGAUUGCCUCUGCUGCCGCAGAGAAGGAGGGCUUCACAUUUGGUGCCCCCAUUGCGGGCCAUCUUGUGGGAUCGUUUCCGCAUGAACGCAUUCCUCGCGACAAGAUCAGCUUGUACAUUGCUGACGGAAACAACAACUCGAUGAACUCGACUGGAAAGGAUGGACAUAAGAGGCAUUGGAUUCUCGAGAUUCACCUUCAUGACAAGGAACGUGGGUUCGGAGGCUUCACUGAGCAGCUUCUGACAGCAGAGUAA
Messenger RNA from Fusarium keratoplasticum, 687 nucleotides. Its product is annotated as Peptidase-M24 domain-containing protein. Lineage: Eukaryota; Fungi; Ascomycota; Sordariomycetes; Hypocreales; Nectriaceae. Bases 1 to 687 code for a protein of 228 amino acids. The transcript has a single exon. The record is from RefSeq and is a predicted model, not a curated record.